UAUUGAAAUUAAUUUGACAAAUCACAAGAUGUUAUUUUGAUCGUAUUUGUUCAAUUUAUAUUGGUAGAUUUUAUAUAGAAAUCAAGAGUGUUAAAGUGAAAGUACAAAUAUGGAUGGAAAUAAGGAUGAAGCUGAUAGAUGUAUUCAAUUAGCUCAGAAAUACAUAGAAGAGGGAAAUCGGGAAAAGGCAGAAAAAUUUCUCCAUAAAGCUGAACGUUUAUUUCCUACACAAAAAGCGAAGGAUCUCUUGGUGCAAGUAAGUUUGAUGGCUUCUCUACCAGAAACCCAGCAACCGAGGAAACGUAAAGUGACUACCAAAAGUGAUGAGGGGCCUAAACCUAUCGAGUACACACAAGAACAGGUAGAAGCCGUGAAGAGAAUAAAAAAAUGUAAGGACUAUUAUGAAAUUCUGGGUGUUAGUAAAGAUGCGACAGAUUCAGAUAUCAAAAAAGCCUACAAAAAGUUGGCAUUACAGUUUCAUCCUGACAAGAAUAAAGCACCAGGGUCUGCAGAAGCUUUUAAAGCAAUAGGAAAUGCGGUUGCUAUAUUGACAGAUGUUGAAAAACGUAAACAAUAUGAUCUAUAUGGAAGUGAUGAAGAAAGAAUGGCUAAAACUUCCCAUUUCCAUUCACAUUCAUUCACUAGAGGUUUUGAAGCUGAAGCUACACCCGAAGAUUUGUUCAAUAUGUUCUUUGGGGGUGGUUUGGGUGGUUCUAAUGUGUAUGUUAGGAGAGACGGACGUUGGCAGAGGCAAACCUCUAGUCAUCAUGAAACCCACAGACAAAGAAAUGAGCAAGGAGGAUAUGGCGCAUUCCUACAGCUGUUACCAAUUAUAUUGGCAAUUAUUUUGUCCAUGGCAUCUAGUUUCUUUAUAUCUGACCCACAUUAUAGCCUGCAGCAGAAUUCGAAAUAUCCAGUACAAAGGAUCACUCAAACUCUAAAAGUCCCAUACUAUGUGAAGAAGAACUUCCACACAGAAUAUCAAGGUUCUGUGCCGAGGUUGGAGAUGUCUGUGGAAGAAGAACAUGUCACUAAUCUACAACAUGCCUGCUAUAGGGAGAAAAAUUAUCGUGACUCAAUGAUGUGGAAAGCCAGAAACUUUGGCGACCACAAGCUAUUCCAAGAUGCUCAGAACAUGCCGAUGAAAUCUUGUCUAAAACUACAAGAAUUGAGAAAUCACGGUUAGGCAUUUACACAUAGUUAAUGUAUAUAGCGUUGCAAUCUCGACCUUUGUUUUCAUAUUCCAACAAUAAAGCUGUGUUCUUUGUAGUUAGAUAAAAAGGCUAAUUCACUUCAUGUUGGAUUUUCCUAUAACGGAGUUUUAUAUGGGUAAAAAAUCACAGUAUUGUGUAUGCUAUUGUAUAUCGAAGUUCAAUGUGAAUUAUUCAACAGUUACAAAAGUUUUGUUGGUGUAUGUUUACUAAUAUGUAAGGAUAUAUUUUACAAAAUGGGCUAGUCAUUUAAAGUUCACUUUCACCCCUAGAGAGCUUCUCACAUAUCGAACAUCUUAUUGUUGUUAAUUUUGUUUUAUAAUUAAUUUUAAAUAAAUUAUUGUUGGCAAUCA
This is a messenger RNA of Coccinella septempunctata (seven-spotted ladybird), 1564 nucleotides long. RefSeq names its product dnaJ homolog subfamily B member 14-like. Gene Ontology annotation, cellular component: endoplasmic reticulum membrane. Gene Ontology annotation, molecular function: Hsp70 protein binding. Gene Ontology annotation, biological process: cellular response to misfolded protein. The coding region runs from base 110 to 1186 and encodes 358 amino acids. Lineage: Eukaryota; Metazoa; Arthropoda; Insecta; Coleoptera; Coccinellidae. The record is from RefSeq and is a predicted model, not a curated record. The transcript is spliced from 6 exons.